GGGACGGGGACGGGGAAGGGGAGGAGGAGCAGGAGCCGCCGCAGCCACCGCGGAGCCGCUCACCUGCCCCCGCCGCCGCCGAGGAGCGACAGCGCCCUCCCGGCCCCGCCAUGGCCCGCCGGGUGGCCGCCGUCCUGCUGCUGCUCGCCCUCGGCUGCCUCCUGGGCAUCCUCCUGCUCUGCCUCGGCUCCGGGGACGCGCGCGGCCCGCCGGGCUUCAAGUAUGGCAUCGUGCUGGACGCCGGGUCCUCCCACACCGCUAUGUUCAUCUACAAGUGGCCUGCGGACAAGGAGAAUGACACUGGGGUGGUCAGCGAGCACAGCAUGUGUGACGUGGAGGGUCCUGGCAUCUCCAGCUACAGCUCCGACCCUCCAGCUGCUGGAAAAAGCUUAGAGCACUGCCUGAACCAGGCUCUGAGAGAUGUGCCCAAGGAGAAGCAUGCGGUGACUCCGCUCUACCUGGGCGCUACGGCUGGCAUGCGCCUGCUCAACAUUGCAAACCUCCAGGCCUCGAACGCCGUCCUCAGCACAGUGACAGCCAUGCUGAAGUCAUACCCCUUCGAUUUCCGGGGAGCAAAGAUCCUGUCAGGGGAAGAGGAGGGGGUGUUCGGCUGGGUCACAGCAAACUACCUCCUGGAGAACUUCAUCAAGCGCGGGUGGCUCGGGGAAUGGAUCCAGCCCAAGAAGAAGACCCUGGGGGCCAUGGACUUCGGGGGUGCUUCCACACAGAUCACCUUUGAAACCAGGGACACCAUUGAAGACCCCAGAAAUGAGGUGAUGCUGAAGCUGUAUGGCCAGCCAUACAAAGUGUACACCCACAGCUUCCUCUGCUAUGGCAGGGACCAGGUCCUCAAGAGGCUGCUCUCAAAGCUCCUCCAGGCUGAGAGCUACCAAGCAACUGUCCCCAAUCCCUGCUGGCCCACAGGCUACCGCAAGAGCCUGUCAUUGAGCAGCAUCUACGAUAGCCCCUGCACAGAGAAGGAGAGGCCCAGCCUUCCCCUCAACACCAUCAUCACCAUGGCUGGCACUGGGAAUGGGAGCCUCUGUGCUCUGCACGUCAGCAAGCUCUUCAACUUCACCACCUGCUCCUUCUCCCGCUGCUCCUUCGAUGGCAUUUUCCAGCCUGAGGUUUCAGGAAACUUCAUCGCCUUCUCUGCCUUCUUCUACACGGUGGACUUCAUCCAGACAGUGAUGGAGAGACCUGUGCACUUGCCCAAAGACCUGAAGGAUGCUGCUGAGACCAUCUGUGCCACCAGCUGGAGCGAGCUGCUCCAGAAGGCUCCUAAACUGGAGAAGAGGCUGUCAGAUUACUGUGCUACCAGCAUGUUCGUUUAUUUGCUCACCACCAGAGGGUACAACUUCAACAACCAUUCCUUCCCAAAUAUUGCCUUCCAGAAGAAGGCAGGAGAAACCUCCAUCGGCUGGGCCCUUGGCUACAUGCUGAACCUCACCAACAUGAUCCCAGCAGAGAAACCUGCUUCCCACAAAAGCAUGCUGUACAACUACUGGGUCAUCCUCAUCCUGCUUUUUGUGGUCACCACCCUGACAGCUCUGGUGACUGCUGUCUACCUGCUCCGCCGCAGCAAGUCCAGCGCAAUCUAACUGCAGGGACAGGACAGGCCUUGUCUGCAGGAGCCAGCACCAUCCUUUCUGCUGAAGUCUGACUACUCGGGUUGCAGCAAGUGCUUGGAGAUACUGUCCUCUGACACCCAAUGCUGUCUGCCCUGGAGGGAAAGCUGCCCCUUUUUGCCUUCCCCUUGCUUUCAAGCAGCAGAAAAGGUAGGGAUGGACAAAAGAGGACUGCUGACCCUGCAGUGCAGCAGGAGAAUGUCUUAAGGGUUUCCCAGUACUACUCAGGGAUGGAUGCUAGAGCAGUCUCGAGGUUAGGACAUUUGUAUCUGGGGCAUCUUUCUACCACCAGACCUGGGCUGAACUGGGCCAGUGAGUCCAGACAACUGCAGGGCUUUAUUCCCAUGUGCACGCGGAAGGUGGGGAAUAUCACUCUAGUCCGUAUAGCUGACCUCACUAUCCUGUCCCUGGAGAAUCAGCCCAGCCAUUCAGGGGAGCUCCAGGCAUCACCCAGGACGUACACUGUCUUUCUGGCUGAUGCACAAGCUCCAGUGACCUUCCUGAAUGCCAGAUCUUGACCUGGACUUCCACCUGCCUUGAAAGGGCCCCUUCCACUACCCAAAGGGGCUUUGGGUAGGGGCUAAGCAACAACCAGAGCAAGCAGCUUCCCAGGCCUCUUCUUCAGCAACCAUAUGCAGUGCCUUUCUCAUUCCUGUGGUUCCUAGGUCAGUCUCACCUCUGCCACAGCCAGUGCCUCCUCUGGCUCCCGGGUGCACGGCUGUGUCAGUGCACAGGUGAUGGACUUGCUGUGUGAGCAAGGCUUUCUGCUGCUUUAGGAUUUGAAUCCUGCAUCACCCCAAGCCAGACAGCUGGGAGGAUGUGCCUUCAUGGCUGAAUGAGUAAAAACAGGGACGUGGAAAUGUGCAGAAGGGUUUGUUUUUUUUGUUGUUCGUGUUGAUUUUUUUUUUAUAUAAUCAGAAAUAAAUCUUUGUAACCAUU
Molecule: messenger RNA, 2567 nt
Organism: Cygnus olor (mute swan)
Lineage: Eukaryota; Metazoa; Chordata; Aves; Anseriformes; Anatidae
Gene: ENTPD2
Product: ectonucleoside triphosphate diphosphohydrolase 2
Exons: 9
Coding region: 111-1601 (496 amino acids)
Biological process (GO): nucleoside diphosphate catabolic process
Cellular component (GO): plasma membrane
Molecular function (GO): GDP phosphatase activity; UDP phosphatase activity
Source: RefSeq, a predicted model, not a curated record